GUAUACGUUGUUGUCAGGAAAACACACGUUUGAAAACGUAGGGGUUACUCAGUUGCUGGCUACGGGAUCAUAUAAACUGCGAUCACGGUGGAAUAAAAAUUCCGCUGCUGUUUUAGUACACACGUAGCGUGCAGAUCAAGUUCUGAUCAGAGAACUCUGGCUGCGGAGGUACAGGUAAAUCAGUCAAUUUGAAAAGUCUGCUUUUCCAAAUCCAGGUUUGAUCCUCCAUCACCCACACUUCCGGACUUUGAGCAUGUCUUCUGGGAUCCAGGUUUUGGGCUUGGCCCUGGGGAUCCUGGGUUGGCUGGGAUCCAUUGUGGCCUGUGCCUUGCCACAGUGGAAAGUCACAGCCUUUAUUGGCAACAACAUUAUUACAGCACAGAUCUUCUGGGAAGGCCUGUGGAUGACCUGUGUGGUUCAGAGCACGGGACAGAUGCAGUGCAAGGUGUAUGAUUCCAUGCUGGCCUUGUCUCUGGACCUUAAGGCAUCCAGGGCCAUUCUGGUUAUUUCUCUACUGGUCGCUCUAGUUGCCGGUCUGGCAGGCAUCGCUGGGGGGAAGUGGACCAACUGCCUGGAGGAUGGUUCGGGCAAAGCCAGAGUUGCUAUCGCAGCAGGGGUUCUAUUCCUCACUGCAGGUGUCCUGGGGUUGAUUCCACCUAGCUGGACCGCCCAUCAAGUCAUUACCGAUUUCUAUAACCCUUUUGUACACGAAGCCAUGAAGAGGGAGUUGGGGGCAGGAGUUUUCAUUGGCUGGGCUUCAGCUGUGUUCAUGGUGAUUGGAGGAGGGCUUCUUUGUAGCUCCUGUCAACUAAACAAAGCUGAAGAAGCCACCAGAUACAAAAUUGCUCCUGAUCACAGAAAGGAAGGAACUUCAUAUGUUUGAGCUGUUAAGGUGCAGCCCUGGUUUUAAAAGAGACAAAAGUUUUACUAUUUACAUUUGAUGCCACUUAUUUGUAUAAACAAUAAAUGUAUUUACAUGAUA
Messenger RNA from Hypomesus transpacificus, 982 nucleotides. It is a transcript of the gene cldng, whose product is annotated as claudin g. NCBI's taxonomy places the organism in Eukaryota, Metazoa, Chordata, Actinopteri, Osmeriformes, Osmeridae. Gene Ontology annotation, biological process: cell adhesion; bicellular tight junction assembly. The coding region runs from base 254 to 883 and encodes 209 amino acids. The record is from RefSeq and is a predicted model, not a curated record. The transcript is spliced from 3 exons. Gene Ontology annotation, cellular component: plasma membrane; bicellular tight junction. Gene Ontology annotation, molecular function: structural molecule activity.